This is a messenger RNA of Doryrhamphus excisus (bluestripe pipefish), 1479 nucleotides long. RefSeq names its product platelet-derived growth factor receptor-like protein. Lineage: Eukaryota; Metazoa; Chordata; Actinopteri; Syngnathiformes; Syngnathidae. The record is from RefSeq and is a predicted model, not a curated record.
CUAAUGCCACUCUCAGGAGGAGCGCUCAUGUGAUUGCGGAAAGCAGCUGACCACUCAUUUUUACGAGCUUUGCCCACCGCCUCCUGUCCUCGUUCAUUCUCCUUGCUCUGGAUAGUUUGCAUUUUGUGUUGAACGGUGGGGUCUAAAGAACCACAGACGGCUUUGGUAAUUCAGUAACAUGACUUCGGUGAACUUGAUUGGUUGGAAGUGGAGGCGGGUGCUGGGCGCCCUUCUUAUUUGUUUCAUGAUCUGUGAUUUAGCUUAUUGUCACAAAGAUGCUCAAGAGCAGAAGAGUCCAGGGAGGAAGUCCAAGUCCAGCAAACCCAAAGUGGGGAAAGCAGCACACAAAGAACCCCCAGCAGUAAAAACCAAACCAAAGAUUAAAGCUCCAGCGCAGGUCCAAACCUUGCUUACACAGGUAUUAAACAGAGGUAGGUUCACCAAGGUGGGUGAGACUCUGAAGGUUCAGGUUGGAGACACUUUGGAGCUGAGGUGCAGGGGUAAACCUGUGCAGUGGGGCGUCCCGUCAUAUUUGGAGGAGGAUGACGAGGGCAGGUUGAGGAUGGUGCAGAACGAGCGAUACGGAGUUCUGACGCUAGUCAAUAGUACAGGAGCCGACACAGGGGAGUACACUUGCUACCCUAUGUUCUGUGAGGACACGGACUGCAGGAAAGACUACGACAAAGCCGGCAAAGUCUUUGUUUUCUUUACCGACCCACAGGAGCUUUUUGUUCCGUCAUCUGAUUACUACGAGGUAAUACAGCUGAGAACCAAUUGGCCGACGCGCCUCCCUUGUCAGGUGACUUCACCGGAAGCUAAGGUGACGCUGCACCGCGAGUACCCGCCAGUGGAGGUGGAAGUGGACGGGACGGAGAUCUCCUUCGACGUUAAGAAAGGCUUCACGAUCCAUCGACCGAGACCGUAUCACGCUGGAGCUUUGUACUGCGUGGCCAGCCUGGGGGGGCUGAGGCAGAGCUCCACCAAGUACAUGCUCAUCUAUGUCAACUACCCAAUGGCCCCCCCCGCCCCAGUGAUCCAAGCCAAUGCAAGCUCCGUGGCUACUGGUGAUAAUCUCCGUGUCAGCUGCACAGUGACGGGCGAGAGGGAUGUGGCAGUGGAUAUCACAUGGGAGUACCCCGGACAGCAGAUGGGGAGGCCUCCGUACACGCUAGAGAGCAUCCGCCCACUGGGCGGAGGUUCGGCAAGACACCAGACUCAGUCCAUCCUCCUGGUGGAUGAGGUGAGGGACGUGGACCAAGGAACAUACACCUGUACUGCCGAGAACCUGCAAGGUUCCAAAUCAGUGUCCACAACGGUGAAAGUACUUCCUGCUAAAGUUAAACCUCGAAAACCAUAAGAUGUCCUGUUUGACUCCGCUGACGCUGAUGUUUGUGCUAUUUUUGGAUCAACAACUAUUCCCAUACCGAUGUAGUAAUAUUUUGUAUGACAAGUUUGUAUUUGAAAUACUGCAAUUUUGCU